Molecule: messenger RNA, 1761 nt
Organism: Sporothrix brasiliensis 5110
Lineage: Eukaryota; Fungi; Ascomycota; Sordariomycetes; Ophiostomatales; Ophiostomataceae
Exons: 1
Coding region: 1-1761 (586 amino acids)
Source: RefSeq, a predicted model, not a curated record
AUGGACAUCUUCCGCAAUGCACGCCAGAACUUCCUGCGGCGGCAGGCCGAGGCCGAGCAGGCCGACCUAGAACGGCAACAAGCUCGUGGACAGGAGUUGCGGCAACAAGAGCGGCAGCAGCCACAGCAGCCCGAAAUGCGGCAGCAAGGCACGGCACAGCCCCAGACAGCCCGCUCGUCACCUGUGAGUGCCGUCCUGCGCCGCUUCGCCGAUCUGCCACGUCCGUCGAUGCCUUCAAUGCCAUCGAUGCCCUCCUUUGGCCGCGCGGCGCCCCGCCCGACGAGCAGCCACUACACCACAAACAGUCACGCCGGCAGCGCCACGACGGACAAUGACGAAAUCGUCUCGCCCAAAACACCACAAUUUGGCUCUCUGGGGAUGCCGUCCUUGCCCUCGACUCGCCUGCACCUGCCGAACCUGCAACGAACCUGGACACGAGGCUCGAGCGGCCCGCCGUCCCGGCCGGGCACGGCCAAUGGUACUACCACCUCCACGACCACAACGGCAGCGACACCAGCUGUGCCUCCCACAGGCAUGUCCGAGCCUGGGCCCAUCGUGCCGGCCCAGCACGUUACCACCAGUCGGCACCGCAGCGGCAGCAGCCUGAGCGAAGCGGGGACCGAGGACGACCGCCGACGAGGCCGGCGGCGGCGCUUCGAGGGGGCGGAUCCGGCCGAGAUGCACCUGGCGAACAUGGCCGACGACGGCCGGCGGCGGCGGCGACAGAACCGGCAAAACAGCGACGGAAGUGGGAGCGGGAGCCGAAGCCACAGUGGCAGCGGGAACCGGUCGGGCCGGCGGCAGCGACACCAGCGACAGUAUGUCGUCGACAUGGGCGUCUCGCCGCCCUACCCAGGACGCGGGCCGGCCGACCCAAACGCUCCACCAAAACGGUUCCUGUUUUGCUUCCCCUACAUCAAGUCCCGCCGCAUGCGCGCCCAGAUCCUGCGCCUGUUCGUCUCGGGCACCUUUCUCACGCUCAUGGUAGGCGUCUUCUUGGCCCUCUACAUGACGAAGAACAUUUACAACACCGAAUUUGCCGUCCUCCUCAUCCUCAUUCUCUUGUGCACCACCAUCUUCUUCGCCCACGGACUCAUCCGGCUGUGCUUCAUGGUAAUCCACCCAAUGUCGCCCGCCGAGGAAGAGGCCGCCGAGGAGCAGUACCGUCGCCGCCGCCGUGGUGGUCCCGCGGGCCUGCCGGACAUGUACGGCCCGGGCGGCUACGCCAUCCCCAACCAGCCCAUCCGCGUGGUGCUGGCGCGCGACGAAGAGGCCGCGGGCCUCGAGAGCGUCACUGCCAAGAUGCAGCCACCAGCGUACGGCUUGUGGCGGGAGAGCGUGCGUGUGGAUCCGAACCGCAUCUAUUGGCAGCGCAACGAACAGCCGUCGGCGGCAACGACAACCACCGGAGGCAGCGAGACGACGCGCUCAACAGAGGCGAGCAGCAGCAAUAGCAGCAACAGCAGCAGGAGCAGCCGCAGCAGCCGUAGUCGAAGUGCCACAAUGCGUGGCGGCGCCGCCAGCAGUGUUUCCGAUAGCAGCAGCAGGACAAGCAGCACCCACCACCGCCAAUCUCGUGACGACAGCGAUGGUGCCAGCACACGCGGCCGCCAGAGCCCACGUCCACCGUCGUACAUGUCGGAUGACGGCGUGCAGUAUGUUGUCGAGGCCCAGCCACGCUCCAUGGCACCAACGACCGAGAUCCCGCUGCCUCAGCACCCGUCCGAGGCGGGGCGUACGGCACCGCGACCGGCGUGGUGA